Thermothielavioides terrestris NRRL 8126 is the source of this 2055-nucleotide messenger RNA. RefSeq lists its product as uncharacterized. The record is from RefSeq and is a predicted model, not a curated record. Lineage: Eukaryota; Fungi; Ascomycota; Sordariomycetes; Sordariales; Chaetomiaceae. The transcript is spliced from 3 exons. The coding region runs from base 1 to 2055 and encodes 684 amino acids.
AUGCCGGUCCUGUCCAAGCCGUCCCAGCCCCGUCGCCGUGCACUCGGCGACGACGCCCCGAAACCGGCCAAGCUCGAGUGUGCCCCGGAGCUCCAGCUCGACGACGACCACCCUGCCGCACCUUCGUGCCCUCCCGUCUUCACGCCAACCAACGCCAAUCUCUGGGCCCAAUGCUGGGCGACCGACACCGCAACCCCUCUUGAGCACCACGAUUUCUUCCGCAUCUGCGAGUGCCCGCCCCAGAAAGUGCGCUCUGGCACCCACUCAUCCGAGCACCGCGCCCCUGUCACCUCCCAUGAUGAGCUCAACCAUCUCUCCUCUCGCCCUUACUCCCUCCGGGUCUCCGACCCCGCCGACUUCGCGUCGGCGUGGGAGACGUCCAUCAUCCCGCUGCUCACCGACCUGCUGCAGAAGCUCUGCACGUGCGACUUCGCCGUCGACGUGCACAACUUCCCCGAGAUGUCAAGCGACGCGGUGCCGCGGGUGAUCUACAUCACGCUGUCGGGCGGGAGCGACGCCGACACUUCCGACCUGGAGCAAUCCAUCAGCGCCGAGCUGCGGCGGCUCGUGCCGGACCGGUUCAACCCCGUGUACCUCAAGUUCCGCAGGGGCGUGAUGCGCCGGUCGUGGUGGGGCACGCAGGGCGAACGGGACUUCGUGUGCGAGCCCAAGAACGUGACCUUCCGGGACCGGCCGGUCAUCGGCAUGUCGAUCGGCCCGGUCAAGGUCGAGGACGCGGCGUCGCUGGGCGGGUUCGUCCGGUGCGGCGCCACCCUGUACGCGAUGAGCGCGUUCCACGCAUUUGAGGAUUCGCUAAAGACCUGCCAGCUGCAGGUGUGCCACCCGGCAACGCCCGACCUCGAGCGGAUCGUGCCCCAAGAUCCGCGGGCAAAACCGUACAGCAUCGGGACGCUAGCCAUGUGGUCGGCGCCCGGCACGUUCCGGCCGUCGCUGACUUUCCAGGGCACAAACUUCCCGAGAGAGCUGACCUUGGUGGAGAUGGACUGCUUUCGCAUGGAUCGCGCCUUUGCUGUGGAGCAUGCGGCCGCAGUCGAAGGCAACACGGAGGUGUACGCCCUGGCCCGAACCAGCGGCUAUUCGCUCGGCUUCACAUCCGAUGUUCCGGGCCUGCAGAGAAUCAGCGGCCAGUUGAGGAGGGAAUGGACCGUGCGACAGUACGCACCUUUUGCACCUACGAAGGAUGGCCACGUCGAUCCGCCCUGGCAGACGCUCAAGCAGUGGGUGACAAGCGGCAUCGGCGUCCCGGGCGACUCCGGGGCGUGGCUGAUCCGGCGGUCCGACAACGCUCUGAUGGGCCUCAUCUGGGGACGAAACCACGAUCAGGGCGAUCCCAUCGAGCGCGUCCGCCUCACGUAUUUCACCCCGAUCGUCGACGUCCUGGUCGACGUGCAGGAGAAGCUGACGGGCGACGACCGUGCGACUCUCCCUGCGUACUCGGCCGGCGACUUGGCGCGGAAUGUCGACGUCCGCGGUUCGCACGAAGUGGUGCAGCUGGACGUGUCCGGAGACCCGUGGACCACCCACACGCGGGACGCAAUUCGCCAGCAUCGCCAGAAUCAAGCGGACCUGAUCCGCGGGCGCUUUCCGGGCCACGAGCCCCCGGUCCCAGAGCUAGAGAUCGAGGAAGACGAAGAGGCCGAGGAAGCUCCGCCAGCAGAUGAUCGACAGACAGCGCGUCCGUCAACUGCUGCGUCUUCGGUAAACUCCGUCCUUGCGGCAAGUGCGCCCACGACCCCGCCACGGAGCGCUAGUAGCGGUUCCAUGGCCGGGUUGGACGCCGAUGCCCAGCUCUUGCUGGGAAUGCAGCUUACCCCGGCCUCUGACCAGUCGAUGCCAGGGCUCUCGAGCUCAUCUUCAAUCAACUCUGGAUGGAGCACGGCAGACGAGACUUCCGAGGUGGCGUCUGCAGGCGUCCGGGUCGUCGGCGAGGACGCUGAGAUCGCGGAUGUUGAGGAGCCUAUCCGGGUCAAGGCUUCUUUCACCCCGAGAUACCCGGGGCUUCUGGCGCUCAAUCAUGCGCCCCUGCCCUUAUGA